ACAAGCCAGCCUUGGUUGGAUUUUGUUCAAGUAGCUUGAGCCUAUUUAUGAAAUAUUCUUGUUAGAGGAUUGUGCAGUGUGCUGAACUGAAUGAGCUCCUAAACUGGAAAUUUACUUCCUGUUUUGAAAAUGUUUAAAAUAAAUUUGAGUUAACGGAUCUUAAAUUUAUUUAACCCUUAAAUUUAAAUUUAAAUUUAUUUAACCCUAAAUAACCCUAACCCUAACCCUAACCCAGCUUACGCUGAAUACCUGCUGAAUGGGAUAGAAAUGGUGCCUGAUUAUGUAGCGUUACAUGCAGAGGGAAUGAUGAAAUAACUGAAAAUUGUGGCUUAGCAAAUAAUCAAUGGGCCCUUGUAAGGACAAAGUUGGGUCCAGUGAAAAGGGAUGCAGACAGUUCAUCCAGAAGGUGAGUUUGCCAUAAACAUUUAAAUAUCCGAGACUGCUGCUCUUUAGUCUGAAGUACUAUUUGGUUGGGCUUAGUUACCCUAAUGGCUGUUAAGUAAUAAUGUAACCUCUGUAGCACUGGUUAAGUAUAAGUCACAGUGAUGGAGGUGUCUUAAAAAUGUAUGUAUGGUAAAAGGUCCAAGCAUUACACACACAUUCUUUUAAUACAAACUUAUUUUCAUCAUUAUUUUGACCACUUGUGCUAGGAGCUCUAUAACAUACCUGAGUGAUGUCUCUUUUAUUUUAUAGUUCUAAAUUUUCAACCUGACUUGGAUCAUUUUUUCUACUCCUUUUAUCAAAGGUGAACUUUGGUAUAAACUUUGCAGUAAAAAUUACUGAUGUGAUGGAUCCGAAUGGGACUUAAGUCCCUGAGAUUCGUACGAGGCUAAAUUCCAGAGAUCGGUAAUGAUUAACCACCUCCCCAUGUAAAACAAAUCCAUUCCAAAUAGGGCUUCAGAGUCGAUGUCAAGCAUAGUAAAGCUGGAUUUGGAAAAUAUAACAGGCUGACAUGAGAACUGUUAACAGGUUUGACAGUCUUUAGUGAGUCUAGGCACGUCUUUCUCUUAGUUUCUACUUUUUUCUAUUGGUUUAAUCAAUCCAUACCAAAUGGCUUCCGAAACAUUCCUUAUGUGAGUGCCUCAGCAAAUCAGCGCCUGUUUAAGUGUCGUAAAACCAGAUUUUCCGGAAGGAUCUCAACCCUCGUCCAGAAGAGAAGCCAGAUGGUAAACAAAAACCUACAUUACAGAUGCUUUGUGUUAGGUCUCGUUUCGAUUCGUCCUGGAGUGCUUAAAGAUAGAAAAUGCUUCAAAUGAGUUGCUGUGUAACAGAGUAACAGUAAUUCUACGCCUACAACGUGGACCAUCAAGUAUUCACAUCUCCAAUGUGGAACUCUUCUGUUAAAUCCUAAAGAUGAAGAAGAAAGUGAAGCACAACAUGGCAAAGAAAAAGGUGGGCAUAGAGGGAGAAGCUUCAGCACCUACAGUGGACAAAUGUGAGGUCUCGACUGGUGAUGAGUCUGCACGGGAAAACCGGCGUCUUCGAAUUUCACAAAGCGACAGCUGCUUCCUUGAGUUCUUAAACAAGGACCGAAGUGCAGUGCCUUCGUUUUGCGACAUAGCCAUCACUGUUUGUGGGGAAAUGUACCCAGCGCACAAGGUGGUGUUAGCAUUUGGGAGCAGCUACUUCCAUGCUAAACUGAGCGAAAACCCUCAGCUGGACCAUAUGACCUUUGACAACGUAGAUAGUUCUACAUUUCAACACUUGCUCAACUUUCUAUACACGUCCGAAUUGGAAGUGCAGCAGAGCCAAAUUCCGUCUUUAUCCGAGGCCGCGUGCUUCUUCGACAUGAUGGAGGCGGUGAAUCUUCUAGCAGGUGAAGCAACACCAACCCGAGUUGCAGAAGAAGGCGAGAAGGAGGAGGAACUGCCAGUGGAGGAACCUGAGAGUUCUUCUUCAGGAGAGCUUAAGAAGCCUCAAACUCCUGGAGAGACCCAGUGUUUGCUUUGCAGCCGGACAUUUUGCUAUAAAAAGUCAUUGGAGAACCACAUGGCCAAGAUGCACAGCCAAGCUGAGGUCGUUGAAUCGACGACUCCCUCAAGCAGCAAACGCAUGUCGACCCGUCAGAGGAGGACACCGAUCAAAUUUGAGAGCCAGGAGAGCAAGUACUGCCUCGGAUUGGAGAACCGUAGGCAAAAGGAUGCCCAUGUGGAUGAAGGAACUACCUCUGUCGAAGAGGAUGAUGAUGAUGACGAUGAUGAGGAUGAUGACGAUGUUAAUAAUGAAGAAAACCAGCAUGAACAAAGCAAAGAAAGAGAACAAAAAGAAACUCUGGAAGCGGAGACAAGUGUGAGAACUGAAGAGGAUACAGAAUGCAGGAAGGAGGUGGAGUCAAACUCUAGUCAUGUGACCAAGGACCAUGAUGCAUCAGUGGCUCAGAGCAGUGGUGGCCAUGUUUACCCAGAGGGCCUUGCUCCAGUGAUCAUCCAAAGUGGCAACAAAAAGAUGCUCAAAUGCCCAAAGUGUGACAAGACAUUUGACCGUAUAGGAAAAUAUGAGAGUCACACGCGAGUACACACGAGAGAAAAGCCGUUUCAGUGUGAUGUGUGUCUGCAACGCUACUCCACCAAAUCCAACCUCACCGUGCACAAGAAGAAACACACUGCUGACGCUCCAGUGCAGAGAAAAGAUCAUAAGUGUCCAUUCUGCAACAAACUUCAUGCCAGCAGAAAGACGCUGGGCAAACAUGUCAAAAGGUUCCAUCCUGACAACAUGCAGGAGUUUCUGAGUAUGAGGAAGAAGAAGAGUGAAGGCUGGAAGUGUGAUAUCUGCCACAAGUCAUUCACACGGCGCCCCCACUUGGAGGAGCACAUGAUCUUACACUCUCAGCACCGCCCGUUUAAAUGCGCCUACUGCGACGACUACUUCAAGUCCCGCUUUGCCCGACUGAAACACCAAGAAAAGUACCACUUAGGACCUUUCCCAUGUGACAUCUGUGGACGGCAGUUUAAUGAUACCGGCAACAGAAAGCGGCACAUCGAGUGCACGCACGGAGGGAAGAGGAAGUGGACGUGCUUCCUGUGCGGCAAGUCGGUCCGAGAGAGGACAACGUUACGGGAGCACCUGAGGAUCCACAGCGGGGAGAAACCACACCUGUGCAGCAUCUGCGGACAAAGUUUCCGCCACGGCAGCUCCUACAGGCUCCAUCUUCGCGUCCACCAUGAUGAUAAACGCUAUGAGUGCGAAGAAUGUGGAAAAGCUUUCAUUCGACACGAUCAUCUAAAGAAACACAAGAAAAUACACACAGGUGAGAGAGCGCAUCAGUGUGAAGAGUGCGGGAAGUGUUUCAGACGCGCCGAUCACCUGAACGUCCACUACAAAAGUAUUCACCUGGGAGAGAAAGUGUGGAGAAAGUACAAGGCUGUAGUGCACCAGUGUGAAGUGUGCAAGAAAGAGUUCAGAGGAAAAACCAAUCUGAUGACGCACUUCAGGACGCAUUCAGGAGAGAAGCCUCACCGCUGUGUGAUCUGCAACCAAACCUUCCGCAUCAAGAAAACUCUGACCAAGCACAUGGUCAUCCACUCUGAGGUGCGCCCUUUCAGCUGCCCUCACUGCAGCGCCGCCUUCAAACGCAAGGACAAGCUUAAAUACCAUGUGGACCACGUCCACAGUGCGCGCCCUCCCAACCCAGCCUCAUCCCAAACACCUGAAACGUCCAAAACUUCCAAAUCGGCUGAAGUGUGCGUCCCUGUUGCUUUGGUGCCAGUCCAAAUUCCUGAGGAAGCCGGAGCUGAUCUCCAGCAGCAGCCGGGUGGAUAUCAGCCGUCCACUGAUCUGGUCUUUCUGGAAAAAUACACGCUCACUCCUCAGCCAGCCAACAUCGUGCACCCGGUGCGGUCGGAUCAGAUCCUGGACCCGAGGGAGCCCUCAUACCUCAGCACACUGCUCGGCCUCGACUCGGCCUCCUCUGAGCAUGCUCAGUAGCGUUUUAAAAGCUCACCUAAUAUGAUCAUGAAACAUCAUUAGACUUUUAUUAACAUUUUCCCUUUUGUUCACAUGCAAUCCUUUUUUUAUUUAUUUUAGAAUUCUCUAGUAAGAGUACUGUCAAGGGCAAAAGUUUGCAUCCCAUUUGAAGACAAAAUUUUUAACUAAUAUCAACCAUUUAAUAUGUUUUGCAGAUAAGUGUAUCAUAGUCAAAAGUGUAUAAUAAGAUUAUCAUGAAAAACAAAUUACAGUUACAUCAAAUCAGGUAUACCACAUUGUUGCUGAAUUCUUGAAUCUGAUUGGUCCGAUGGUGUUGAUUAAUUUUCAGCUCUAAUACAUUUGAAUAAGUUAUCGUUUCUAUGGUAGUGGCUCAUUCACAGGAAAUUGUACAGCGGAAGUUCCACGUCAUCUAUAAUAAUAGAUAAUUAUAAUAAACGGGUUUAGAAAUGUUAUUUAGAGAAGAAAAAAGAAAACCUUUUCAUUUUAUUUGUUAUGUAACUUAUGUACUUCCGUUAUUUGCCAUUCUUCCACACAUUUCUGUAAUACGCCGUUUGUCACAGAAUGUUUUUUCCUUAGAUCAGAUCUGGAGAUUGAAAAAUUAUUUUCUUUUUUUCCCCUUGUCAUACAAUACACACAUGUUGCAUGUUUAACAUUUUGGAGUGAAAUCUUUUUUUUAUUUUAAAAAAUAAUUUUUUUAAAUUAUAAAAUAGAAGUACAUUUUCACUUUUUGCAUUCAGAAAGCGUGGGGGUGUGUGCAAACCUUUUGAUUUCACACUGUAGUUACAGUUCUGAGCAUGCUCACUACAUAUCCAUCAAAUGUGUUAUUAUGGCUAAUAGACACAAGAACAUUUCAAACGCAAUAGAUAUGCAACAACAUAGUGUGACUGGAUGUGAGGGGUAAAUAAACAGGAUUUGGCCUGGUCUAUUCUGUAAUAAGCAAAUUGCACAUAUGUCCUGUAAUGGAUACUAUAGAUGUUGUUACUGGUGAUGUACUGGUGUUACUGGUUGUUACUGGUGAUGUAGUGAGAUAACAUAUAAUGAAAUCUGAUUAUAUUAUUGUUUUAUCUUUUGUUGUUUAUAUAAUCCUCAACAGUAUGAUUUGGGUUUAUGAUAUAGCACUUACUGUAUACUGUUGGGUCCAGUGAAAUGUUGGAUAAGUUUAUGUAUAAAAUUGUGCUGAUGAAGGAAAAAUAUAGAAUAUACAGUAGUAUUAAAAUGUAACAGCAUUUAAAGUCAAACCAGUUUUGUCUAAAACUGAUGACAGCAUCACUAUUACCAGUUCAGUGUUCUACUAAAACAUGAGCGAGAACAUGCAAAACUCCACUCAGAGAGUAACCUGAGCUCAGGAUCAAUCCAGGCACCCUGGAACUAUGAGGCGGCCACGCUAAUUAAAACGUAUUUACAAAUUAAAAUGUUAAAAGUUUGGUGGCAUAAGUAUUUAUCCCCAUUGCUGUGAACCCUCUACGUUAGUUCUGGUUGCCAUCAGAAGUGACAUAAUUAGUGUCAAAUUCCAUUGUAUGGAAUUCCAAGUAUAAAUUCACCUGUUCCUGGAACAUUCCAGAGUUUGGAAGCUACCUGCAUGGUGGCCCUGUAGGCUAAGCGGUACAGAAAAUGGAUGGAUGGAAUGAGGAGGCCAUCCACUAAAAGUGAGCAGAUUAGUUGGAGAAUCAACCAAGAGGCCAAGAAUAACACAUAACGUGAUGCUACCACCAUCUUGCUUGGGCAUGGGGUCCUCAUGGUGAUGAAGUUUUAGAUAGUCCAUAAUCAGAAAAGCACACUGUUAAAUUCUUGAACCUGGUCAGAAGGUGUUCAUUAAUUUUUGUAUAAUACCUGCUCUGACCAAUCAGUUUGGUUAAGACGUUCAGUGGUUAAGACGAUAGACUCCUGAUUAGAAGGAUGAGCAUUCAAAUCCCAGCAUCACCAAGCUGCCCCUACCGGGCCCUUGAGCAAGGCCCUUAACCCUCAAUGCUCAGUUGUAUAAGUGAGAUAAUUGUAAGUUGCUCUGGACAGCGGCACCUGCCAAAUGCCAUAAAUGUGAAAUAUAUUCCAGAACUCAACAGCACCAUGAUGUUAUGUUAAUUAAGGAAAAACUCAUUCAUAUCCUUAAGGUUAAGUGGGAAGAUUAUCAGCCUGAUUGUCUUAAUUGUUCAAUUAACUUAAUGAUCUUGUUAGCACUCCUUAAUAAGUCAUGGCCAUAUAGCUUUAUUAAGUAGAGAUAGUUACAUAUCCACAUCUUGUUAUCACAGUGACUUAUUAUUAGCAGUAUUAAUAAAGAUCAUCACCAUUAUGAAAGGUGAAGUGGUAACCCAAACAUCCGUUUACAGUGUUUAUAAAGUGGCGGGGGCGUGGUCGAGUGCCGGUUUGCAAAUGGAAGGUGGAGCCUGGGGAAUGAGUGGUAGGGUUGAGUGUGCACCUGUGUGGUGCUUUUUCUUCAACGUUUGCAGAGAGAGAGUGAGAGAGCGCAAAAUAAUGUGAGUAAAUGUUAAUAGUUGCCUGGUGAACAAUUCAUUCAGAAGGCAGUAUAAGAUGAAGAUCCUACCAAGUUUUGUGUCAGUGCAUGAAGUUGUCGCUGAGAUACAGCCUCACUUCCUAUUUGGCAGCGUCACUGUCAGAUUCAUUGGCCCAUUACGAGCAAACUGUUUGGAGCGAUCAAAUUGUGAGGCUUACUCUGAAGAUGGCGUGUGUCAAAUUUCGUCAUGAUUGGACAAAAUUUGUAGCAGGAGUAGUGAAAAAACAAUUUUUGGCAAAAUGCAAAUCUAAUGAGGCAAAAGUUUACAUCAUAUGGUGUGCUGAACUCGUCUCAAACGAGGGAAUCCAGGGAGGCUUUUAAAUUUUGGACACAUGGUUCAAAAGUUAUGACCUUAAAUGUACUUCCAAAUUUGGCCAAAAUAUGACCCCAAUGAUGGUGCUAGAGCAUUGGCAGCACUUGGCCCAAAUGUGGUCAGAAUGUUCCUUAGACCCUCCUCAAUCAGUGUGCCAAAUUUUACAACUUUUUACCAGAUGGUUCUAUGGGCUGCCAUAGACACCCUACCCAGAAGAAGAAGAAGAAGAAGAAGAAGAAGAGGAAAAAGUAGAAUACAAAUAGGGUGCCUACACACCUUUGGUGCUUGGACCCCUAAUAAUAAGAGGCAAUAGUAUUAUCAGUAUAGUAUUAAUUUCUGCAAAUUACUAAUGUGUUAGAAUUAACAAAUAGUUAUAUUCUUGUUCUAACCUUUUCUUAUUCUUCUUCUUCUGCAGCUGCUUCUUCUUCUGACAGCAAAGCCUCCAAACAGGACAUGAGUCUCUAUCUCAGCAACAACUUUGCGCACUGACACAAAUCUUGGUAGGCAUCUUCAGGACCAUUAGCUGACCCUAUGCAACAAAUUUCGUGCCAGUGCCACCUACUGGUCAAAAGUAACAGUAACGUGAAAAAAUUGCUUACAUCUAACUGCCAUUUUCGCUACUCAUCCUCCAAAUUUUGUCCAAUUUUCACCAAAUUUGGCUCACAUCAUCUUGAAACCUGUCUGAACAAAACUUAUAAAAGGAAUUUUGAUAUUCAAAUGGUUCUCCUGUAACGUGCUGGCAAAUGCAAAAAACAGGAUGUGAGCAUGUAUCUCAGCAAUGCAUCUAAGUAUCUUCAGGACCAUGCCCUGAAUGUACCCAAGACGUUUUGUGACUAUGCCACCUUUUGGUCAAGAACUGUAACAACUACAAUUUUUUUCCUUAUCAUUUGAAGUUCUUCAUUUGAACUGUGAAUUUCACAGUUCAGUUUUCCUAUAAUUCCUUGGAGUAUGCUGAAGUGAAUGCACACCAACAUCUAAAAUUGAAGUGUACUUCCUGUCAACCAUCUUGGAUUUUGUUAAAAACAGUUUUUUCACUACUUCUACAAAUUAUGUCCAAUCAACACCAAAUUUGGCAUACAUCAUAGUCAGACCAACCUGGACAAAAGUUAUUGAUAUUCCAAAUGGUUUGCCCUUAAUGUGCCAACAAAUCUGAUGGCGAAGCCACCAAACAGGAAGUGAGGCUGUAUCUCAGCAAUGACCUUGCACACUGACACAAAUCUUGGUAGGCAUCUUCAGGAUCAUGGCCUGAGGCUAUUCAACAAAUUUCAUGACAGCGCCACUUAUUGGUCAAAAGUUACAAUAAAUGCAGAAAAUGCUACUCCUCCUAUAAAUAUAACUCAUUAACUUAUUCAUUUUAUACUUCUUUAUUGAAAUCAUUCAGACCUCUCAAGUGACCUGGUAAGAUGUAUUGUGUCUAAAGAAAUGGAUUAAAUGUUAAGUUACUUCAUUGUAAUCACUCUCACUGGCUUCUUGUUUUCUGAUGUAGCCAGUGAACGCCACAUCCAUUUACUUUGAUAUUAUACCAAACAGAUUGCAAUUCUACAUUCGAUCGACAUUUUCCCUCAUGAAACAUUUCAAUAUUUUUGUACUAAUGUUAUGGAGUUUGAAAGACAAUCCAGUUUUCCCGAUUUUGUAGACAUGUUGGAAAUGUGCGUUCUAGCCUCUAAAUUGAUUGUUAUUAAUUGGCAGUCUAAUUAAAUCACUUUGCUUAAUUGAAACAGCUUGUUUGUAACAUUUCAGCGGCUGAAAGUAUCAGACUGAAUUUCAGUUAUAAACAUAAAUACAGAGCCCAAAAGUGCAGAAAGAUUUGGACACCACAAAGCUACUAAGAAUGGAUAUACAGUACUGUGCAAAAGUCUUAGGCACCCUGUAUUUUUUAGUACAAACUUUUUUUUAAAUAGAUUUUUAUUUUAUGACUUUUGCAUUAUUGAGUCAGUACGAAAACAUUUUAGAAUUCCAAACAUUAGUUUUCCAGCACAAAAUUAAAUGUUACAGAAAAAUGUUUGUAUUUCAAUGUUUGCAGCAGCAUAUUACGCAAGAGACCAC
Pangasianodon hypophthalmus (striped catfish) is the source of this 8792-nucleotide messenger RNA. RefSeq names its product zinc finger and BTB domain containing 41 (gene zbtb41). The transcript has 11 exons. Gene Ontology annotation, biological process: regulation of transcription by RNA polymerase II. NCBI's taxonomy places the organism in Eukaryota, Metazoa, Chordata, Actinopteri, Siluriformes, Pangasiidae. The coding region runs from base 1354 to 3924 and encodes 856 amino acids. Gene Ontology annotation, molecular function: RNA polymerase II cis-regulatory region sequence-specific DNA binding; DNA-binding transcription factor activity, RNA polymerase II-specific; protein binding. Gene Ontology annotation, cellular component: nucleus. The record is from RefSeq and is a predicted model, not a curated record.